Molecule: messenger RNA, 1302 nt
Organism: Cutaneotrichosporon oleaginosum
Lineage: Eukaryota; Fungi; Basidiomycota; Tremellomycetes; Trichosporonales; Trichosporonaceae
Biological process (GO): zinc ion transmembrane transport
Cellular component (GO): plasma membrane
Molecular function (GO): zinc ion transmembrane transporter activity
Source: RefSeq, a predicted model, not a curated record
CACACGAUUCCCGCAACCGAAACAGGGCGCUCGGACCGCGGGGCAAAGCUGAUGGCGACCACUGGGAUUGCUUUGACGCUGCCGACAAGGCCGAGGCCGUUCGCCUCGCAUACGCUGUCGGCCAAUGUCUUUCGUUCUCGGCGAAUUCAACAUGCCGAUGCAUGUCGCCUCCAUUUUCAUCGUACUCGUCAUUUCUGCUCUGGGUGUCUACCUCCCCACUAUCGCCGGUUGGUUCGUGAAGGACUCCAAUGGCGCCAAGUCUGUAGGACACCUUGAUGCUGCCUCAUUCGGCCGCGAAUACGGCUUCUGGCGCAAUGUCUUCUUCCUCGUCCGCCACUUCGGCACGGGCGUCAUCAUUUCCACCGCCUUUGUGCACCUGCUCUACCACGGAUUCCUUAUGUGGAAUGACAGGUGUCUUGGCACUCUCCUCUUCGCGCCGGUAGCACCGACAAUUGCGAUGGUCGGUGCCCUCAUUACCUUCGCCCUUGACUUCGUCGCCUCCCAUGCAGCUGAGAAGCGCUUCGGCGUUGGUGGUCUUAACUCACCGUCGCCCGUCAGCGUAACUCCUGACCACCACAGUGUCGCCGACACCCACAGCCAUGCUGAGAAGGCCACCACCUCCCACGCCCACGACGGCUGCUGCCCUGACCCCGAGGCCGCCAUUCUCGCUUGGCAGAACAAGGAGCUUUGGCGCGUACUCCUCCUUGAGGCCGGUAUUAUUUUCCACUCCGUCAUGAUCGGUGUCACCCUUGGCGCCGACUCAUCCUCCUCCUGGACCACUCUCUUUAUCGUCAUCAUUUUCCACCAGUUCUUCGAAGGUGCCGCCCUCGGCGCGCGGCUUGCCCUCCUCCACUGGCUCAGCAAGACCCACUCCUUCCUUCAGGCAUCCAUGUUUAUGAUCGUUACCCCCAUUGGCAUCGCGAUCGGCAUCGGAGUCCGUAAAUCAUUCUCGGCCAAUGGCACAGCAGCUCUCAUUUCCAUCGGCGUUCUUGACUCAACAUCCGCCGGUAUUCUGCUGUACACCUCAUUCAAGCUCCUCGCCGCCGACUACGUCGACGGUCCUCUCAAAAACGCCAACAAGAAGAGACUAUUUGCAUCCUUCUUCUGUCUCUUCCUCGGCAUUCUCGCCAUGACCAUUCUUGGCCGAUGGGUCUAAGGCUCAAACAAAUCCACCCCUUACGCCCCAAACACGCGCAACGCUUACGCGACGGACAAUACACGAAACUCUUGUAUAUUAGGUGUGAUUGGCAGACACGACAUAGAUACUAGCGUCAUGAUGUACACGCAUAGACUGUCCAGGAG